AUGUCUAGCUCAAAUACUGUCUACCGGGCAAGUACCACUGCCCCGGUCAACAUUGCCGUGAUCAAAUACUGGGGGAAGCGUGACACGGCUUUGAAUCUCCCGACGAACUCGUCUCUGUCCGUGACGUUAUCUCAGAAAUCGCUACGAACGCACACCACCGCAUCAUGUUCCGAAUCCUUCUCUGGGCCCGACACCCUAAUACUCAACGGAGAAAAAGAGGACAUUCAGUCUUCAAAAAGAACACAAGCCUGCUUAAAACACCUUCGUUCACUGCGCCAGGAACUGGAGUCGAAGGAUGCUUCUCUACCUAAGCUCUCGAAAUGGACACUGCGGCUAGUGUCUGCCAACAAUUUCCCCACCGCCGCCGGUCUCGCUUCUUCAGCUGCAGGUUUUGCAGCUCUCGUCAGAGCAAUUGCCGACCUCUAUGAAUUGCCCCAAUCCCCGAAAGAGCUCUCCUUGAUUGCUCGGCAAGGCUCUGGAUCGGCCUGCAGGAGCUUGAUGGGCGGCUACGUUGCCUGGCGGGCUGGUACGAACGAGGACGGAAGUGAUAGCUUGGCCGAAGAGGUGGCGCCGCUCUCACAUUGGCCGGAAAUGAGGGCAUUGAUACUGAUUGUCAGCGCCGAGAAGAAAGGUGUCCCAUCAACGGCAGGUAUGCAAACCACGGUCGAGACAUCCACCUUGGCACCUGCACGAUUCAAGGAGAUUGUCCCGCAACGGAUGCAGGAGAUAGAGAAAGCAAUCAAAGAGAGGGAUUUUGAGACGUUUGCGCGGAUCACCAUGCAGGAUUCGAAUUCGUUCCACGCCAUCUGUCUGGAUUCAUGGCCGCCGAUUCACUACUUGAACGACGUGUCUCGCGCAGCCAUGAAUGCGGUGGAGACAGCGAAUCGGAAAGCAGGAAAGCUGAUCUGCGCAUACACCUUCGACGCGGGGCCAAAUGCUGUGAUUUACUAUCUGGCAGAGCACGCCCACCAGGUGGCAGGAGUAUUCAGAAAUAUCUUACCCCAAGUGCCAGGUUGGGAAGGCGAGUUCGGAGGAUCUAUUCGACCGAAUGAGUAUGGAGGGUUGGAACAGAAGACGUUGAUGACCUUGAAGGCGGGCGUGAGCCGGGUCAUCUGCACAGCGGUGGGAGGAGGGCCAGAGAAGGUGGAGAGACAUCUGGUGGACGCGAGAGGGAAUGCUGUGGUGGACUGA
Messenger RNA from Cladophialophora psammophila CBS 110553, 1191 nucleotides. Its product is annotated as diphosphomevalonate decarboxylase. Lineage: Eukaryota; Fungi; Ascomycota; Eurotiomycetes; Chaetothyriales; Herpotrichiellaceae. Gene Ontology annotation, cellular component: cytosol. The transcript is spliced from 2 exons. The record is from RefSeq and is a predicted model, not a curated record. Gene Ontology annotation, biological process: isoprenoid biosynthetic process; isopentenyl diphosphate biosynthetic process, mevalonate pathway. Bases 1 to 1191 code for a protein of 396 amino acids. Gene Ontology annotation, molecular function: diphosphomevalonate decarboxylase activity; ATP binding.